Messenger RNA from Propithecus coquereli (Coquerel's sifaka), 1962 nucleotides. It is a transcript of the gene NAP1L5, whose product is annotated as nucleosome assembly protein 1-like 5. NCBI's taxonomy places the organism in Eukaryota, Metazoa, Chordata, Mammalia, Primates, Indriidae. Gene Ontology annotation, biological process: nucleosome assembly. Bases 112 to 666 code for a protein of 184 amino acids. The record is from RefSeq and is a predicted model, not a curated record. Gene Ontology annotation, molecular function: chromatin binding; histone binding. The transcript has a single exon. Gene Ontology annotation, cellular component: chromatin; nucleus.
GCAGCUGCCGCGCGCGUCACCCACUUGCCGCAUCCGCUAGAUCUCUCUGGACCAGCCUGGGUGCAGGGCCUCUGCGGGAGCCGGCGAGACCUCUGCGGCGUCUCUUCUAACAUGGCUGACUCGGAAAACCAGGGGCCUGCGGAGCCGAGCCAGGCGGCGGCGGCGGCGGCGGCAGCGGCAGCAGCGGAGCCAGCGGAGGAGGUAAUGGCGGCAGGCGGUGCGCAGGGUGGCGACUCCGACGGCGCGGCUGGCGACUCUGACGGCGCCGCCGGUCAGAUGGCCGAGGAGCCCGAGACCCCUGCAGAGAAUGCAGCAAAGCCGAGAAAUGACUUUAUCGAGAGCCUGCCUAAUUCGGUGAAAUGCCGAGUCCUGGCCCUCAAAAAGCUGCAGAAGCGAUGCGAUAAGAUAGAAGCCAAAUUUGAUAAGGAAUUCCAGGCUCUGGAGAAGAAGUAUAACGACAUCUACAAGCCCCUACUCGCCAAGAUUCAAGAGCUCACCGGCGAGAUGGAGGAAUGUGCAUGGACCUUAGAGGCAGAUGAUGAUGAGGAGGAGUACGAGGAGGAGGAGGAGGAGGAAGCCGAAGAGGAGGGGGCGGCCGCGGCGGCGGCCGCGGAGGCGAAAGAUGACGGUGCCCGCGCCGAGAUGCCUGAUGACGCCAAGAAGUAAGAGGGGGUUAGAGAUUGACGAGGAGAAAGCCGAUGAAGAAAACAAUCUGAUUUUUUUUUUUUUUGAGUGUUGGUGGGCUUAAAAAGCCUCAGGUUUUUUGACCAAAAUACAAUGUGAAUUUAUUCUGACAUUCCUAAAGUAGAUUAAAUUGAAGCAAUUAGAUCCCGACCAGCCCAUUUCAAAUUUGACUUUCAUUUUGAACUUAAUAAAUAUAUCAAAACGUAUUGAAGAAAACCAAAUUAAACGUCAAAUUAUUUUUUCAUAAUCUCUUCUGGGAGGACUGGAACAGAGGCUAGUACAGGGCUGUCAACAGAUGUGAAGUAAAGAACGUCACUUUGAGCCCCAUUCAUCACGCAGCCAUUACACUACACAGGAACGCCCCGGCGAAGACCGAACGCUUUCCCAACGCGUCAUUCUUCGGUUUCUUCAGAACUGACAUUUCCCAGUGCAGAGGGAGCACAGCGCAAGAAAGACGUCAUCUGUAAGACUUUGCUUUUGUAACCCAGACAUCUUACACUUCAGAGGGGAGUGAUGACAUCGAGGAAGACUGUGAUGGAGAUUGUGACACUCAUUGUUAAUGAGGCCAGGAAACUGCCAUUUCUAGUUCUGAAAAAUGUUCUGAAUGUUUGAGUUUAGAGAAACAGUGUGGUUCCAAGGAGAGUGUAAAAUCUGUAUAAUAUCGUCAACUUAUGUAUUCAUUAGUUAUAAUCUCAUGUUUAUGUGUUUUCUUGGUAACAUCUAUUUACAAAGUGUAAAAAAUACCCAAAAUGUUUAAGUAUUAAAUCACUUUACCUAGCAUUUUAGAAGUAUUAAUUUACUUGAAGAGAUGUAGAAUGUAGCAAAUUCCGUAAAGCAUGUGUAGUCAAUGUUACGCAGUUUGAUCCUUGUGAAGUCUUUAUGUCAUGUAGCUUUUAGGAUGUAGCUGUGAAAAUCAUCAGAACUCUUCACUGAAGCUAAUAUGUUUGGAAAAAAUAUAUACUUGAAGAACCAAUCCAAGUGUGUGCCCCUACCCCCAGCUCAGAAGUAGAAAGGGUUUUUACGUUUGCUUGUAUUAGCUGUGCCUUCAUUAUUUUGCUAUGUAAAUGUGACAUAUUAAAUAUAAAAUGGUGCAUAAUUAAUUUUUACUGCUUGAGGACAGACUGGCAUACAGUAAGGAUUUCUAGGAAGAACAUACUUAAUGUAAAGACUUUUAGCUUCUUUGUGGGUUUUGAAUUAUAUGUGAGCCAGUGAUCUAUAAAGAACAUAAGCAUAAAGUUGUUUACCACUGUGGUGUUAAUAAAACAGUAUUUUCAAAAA